Molecule: messenger RNA, 332 nt
Organism: Dentiscutata heterogama
Lineage: Eukaryota; Fungi; Glomeromycota; Glomeromycetes; Diversisporales; Gigasporaceae
Source: the annotation of a GenBank genome assembly
AUUCUUAUAAUACUUAUUUACAUGCUCUACCACUACUACCUGAUCUUAAUCAAAUGAAAAAGCAAUUUAAAAUUGCUAUUUCUGACUCUUUGAAUAAAUAUUGGCUCGAUUUCUGUGAAGUUAGAUUGAAAGAAUAUAAGGAUUUACAGCACCUUAAUAUUGUUAGCAAUAAUCAACCAAAACAACAAACAUCAAUACCAAUAAUUAAUGAAAUAAUGCAAAAUCUAUUUUUCAAAAGUAUUUUUGAAGUACAAGAUCAAGAAGAUAUGUCUUUAGAUGAAGUAGUAGAAUAUCUAAAAAUUUCUCUUAAUAAUUAUAAUGCCAAUUCUUGA